Molecule: messenger RNA, 1416 nt
Organism: Strongyloides ratti
Lineage: Eukaryota; Metazoa; Nematoda; Chromadorea; Rhabditida; Strongyloididae
Product: Protein ariadne-1
Exons: 4
Coding region: 1-1416 (471 amino acids)
Biological process (GO): positive regulation of proteasomal ubiquitin-dependent protein catabolic process; ubiquitin-dependent protein catabolic process; protein polyubiquitination
Cellular component (GO): nucleus; ubiquitin ligase complex; cytoplasm
Molecular function (GO): ubiquitin protein ligase activity; ubiquitin conjugating enzyme binding; zinc ion binding
Source: RefSeq, a predicted model, not a curated record
AUGUCUGAUGAAUAUUUAUCAAGUGACAAUGAUUAUGAUGACAUGUCUGAUUCAUCUGAGUCAUCGACUUCGUACAUCGAACAUGAACCACAAUCAACAAAUGGUCACUAUAAGUUGUUAGAAAAUAAACAUCUUGUUAGUGAGAUGGACAAGAUUCUAGAGGAAGUACGGAGUGUCACUAAUUUACCAAAGACUUAUUGUAGAAUACUUCUUCAUCAGUACAAAUGGGAUAAGCAAACGUUAAUUGAAAAAUAUUAUGAGCAGGAGUCGGACACAUUUUUUAAGAAGUACAAUUUAAUUAAUCCAACAUCCCUCAAUAAAAGUAUUAUUUCACCUGCAACAAGAGGUACAUGUAAUAUUUGUUGUUCAGAAGAAGUGUUGACAGAAUCUAUUUGUGGUCAUAAGUAUUGUAAUCAAUGUUGGCUGCAUUACUUUAAAACUAAGAUUACUGAUCAUUGUGAUCAUAUAAUUUCUUGUCAAGAGUAUGGCUGUGAUAUUGCUGUUGAUGAUGAUAUGGUUAUUAAAAUUAUCGGUCAAUCUGCACCGUUAAUAUGUCGUUAUAAGAAAUUAAUAACAAAAUCAUUUGUUGAAUCGAAUAAAAAUUUAAAAUAUUGCCCAAACCCAGAAUGUUACUAUAUUACAAAAGUUAUAUCUAUUGAGGAAGAACCAAUUAAUUGUAGGUGCGGGUUUGUUUAUUGUUUUAAAUGUGGACAUGAAUGGCAUGAACCGUUACAUUGUGAUAUUUUUAAAAGAUGGCUCCGGAAAUGUAGCGAUGAUAGUGAGACAUCUAAUUGGUUAAAUGUUCAUACAAAAGAAUGCCCAAAAUGCGCUUCAACAAUUGAAAAAAAUGGAGGUUGCAAUCAUAUGAUUUGCCAUCGUUGCAAAUACGAGUAUUGUUGGGUUUGUCUACAAGAAUGGGGUCCACAUGGUAAUAAUUGGUAUAGUUGUAAUAAAUACAAUGAAAAAAGGGAUUCCAGUAAUCAGACAAAUGUAACACAAGCUAGAGCAAAAUUAAAUAGGUAUUUACAUUACUACCAAAGAUAUGCUAAUCACCAGCAAAGUUUGAGGCUGGAAGGUAAUUUAAAUAAUACAGUUGAGGAAGCAAUGCAAUUGUUUCAAAAUGAAGGUAUGUCAUGGAUAGAAGUACAAUUUCUUAAGACUGCUGUUACAAUUUUAAGCAACUGCCGUAAAACAUUAAUGUAUUCCUAUGCUUUUGCAUAUUAUCUAGAAAGAGAAUCUUCGACAGAAUCACUUAGUGCUUCUCUUGAAAGACUAUCCGAGGAUACAAGUAUGAUGAGAGAAAUAAAAAGAAAAAUACAGGAUAAAUGUAGAUAUGUCGACCGAAGGAGAGUUGUUUUAUUAAAUCAUAUUAAAGAAGGUUAUGAACAAAAAAGUUGGAUAUUUACUUCUGAUUAA